Molecule: messenger RNA, 973 nt
Organism: Aspergillus ibericus CBS 121593
Lineage: Eukaryota; Fungi; Ascomycota; Eurotiomycetes; Eurotiales; Aspergillaceae
Exons: 4
Coding region: 212-793 (193 amino acids)
Source: RefSeq, a predicted model, not a curated record
CGUGUUUAUAUCUUGUCGGGUAGGGACUCGGAUGAGGACGGAGGGUUCUUAGAUCACUGACUACGCUUGGAUCACGAAAGAGCUUGAGAUUUAUACUUUGCAGCUGGGCCUAGGUUGCGAUAAGUCUACAGGAAGGUCUUUAACGAUCUUGAGCCAACCGGGUUGUUGCAUCUAUCCACGCGCGGAGCAGACGCUAUCCGAUAAGCCCGCAAUGACGGAUCAAUUUGCAUUUGAGUAUCCGUGGCCACUGGAGGGGUAUGAGGGGUUGGAUCCGCUUCCUGUAGAGAAAACCGAAGAUGGAAAGUCCCUGAAAAAUCCUCAACAUGGGAUUCUAAGUAAAGCAUACGAUGAGUUCCCGGACCCCCUUUCCAAGGACCGCCGUGGGGGCUUCGAUAUCCAUAUCUAUCACUAUCAGAACAAUCCGGAUCAAGUUGCCUUUGCGAGAGCCCUAUGGGAGAGAAUAAGGCGCGAGUUUCCCGAGUUACGAAUUUAUGACUUCUUUGACCGACCAAUCGGGCCUCACCCGGUGGCCAUGUUCGAGGUCAAUCUUUUCACACCUCAACAGUUUGGUGCCUUUAUACCUUGGCUUGUGAUCAAUCGGGGCCCCUUGAGUGCUUUGAUCCAUCCGAAUACGGUACAUACCGAGGAAGAGCGGAAUCACACACAACGUGCUACCUGGUUGGGUGAUAGAAUUCCUCUCGAUUUACGGGUGUUCAAACUCAUGAAGGAAAAGCAGAAGAAACAGGAGCUUGAAGCUGAAAAGGCAGCGGCGGCGGCGGGGGAGAAGCUGUAGGCGUGGUACUCUAUGAUUGAUUCGUACUGGAACUUCGUGAUGGCGGAUCUUGGGUGUGGUGAUAUGGCUCUGAAUAACUUCGACGAAUCGGAGGGUACGCUGGAAAGGCUUGACUGUUUAUGAUAUCCAAUAACGUAUUAGCAUACAAUUAUCUUUGGACAUGAGAGGGAGAAGUGAAUU